Molecule: messenger RNA, 1236 nt
Organism: Epinephelus moara (kelp grouper)
Lineage: Eukaryota; Metazoa; Chordata; Actinopteri; Perciformes; Serranidae
Gene: pjvk
Product: pejvakin
Exons: 6
Coding region: 57-1169 (370 amino acids)
Biological process (GO): programmed cell death
Cellular component (GO): cytoplasm
Source: RefSeq, a predicted model, not a curated record
CACUGCAGUCUUAGAGGAUUUUAUUUACCUGGUUUGAUACUCAUGCAUCACUUGACAUGUUUGCAGCAGCCACUAAGAACUUUGUGAAGCAGGUUGGGGAUACGGGGAGGUUGAUACCCGUCCCCAGCCUGAGCGAGGCCGACCGCUAUCAGCCGCUCAGCUUGGUCACCAGGAAGAGAAAGAGACAUUUCUGGAAGAAGAACAAGUACGCCUCGACCCCAUUCUCACUGAAAGAUAUCCUGGUGGGGGAGAAAGAGAUCACAGCAGGAGUGUCGUCAUAUCAGCUCCUCAACUACGAGGACAAAUCUGACGUCGCCCUCAACGGUCGAUUAGGAAACCACCUCAUCAACGAUGUGGGGUUCAACAUCAGUGGGUCAGACUCUGUGGCCGUCAAAGCCUCCUUUGGCAUUGUGACCAAACAUGAGCUUGAGGUGCCCACAUUACUGCGAGAGCUCAACUCCAGGAAAGUGGAUCUGGAUCACUGCCUGGUUCGUCAGUCCAAGGAGAGUGGUCGGAGCAUUCUCUGUGUGGUCGUGGAAAGUAUCCGCACCACACGUCAGUGCUCUCUGACCGUCCAUGCUGGGAUGAGAGGGACCACUAUGAGGUUUCAGAUCGACGACGGCAGGAACCCCAAAGGUCGAGACAAGGCCAUCGUCAUCCCAGCUCACACCACCAUCGCCUUCAGCAUCUGUGAGCUGUUUGUUCGCCUGGACGGGCGACUUGAUAUUUGUGUAGCCCCGGAGUCUCAAGGUGGAUUUGAGCGGGAGCAGAUCAGGGAGCAGCUCGGCGGUUUCAUUGGUCACUUCUCCAUGGGUCGACUGCGCCGCUUCCUGUCAGGAAUCAUCUAUGGAAACCCCUUCAGAGCAGAUAAUCAAACAUUCGAGGAGCUCACCCACUCUGACACCUACAUGGACGACAUGGUUACAGACUACUACGAGAAAGCCGCCAGCAUGACGGACGUGUCCACUGCCUACCUGAGAGAGAGCUCCCACACACGGGUCAACCUCCUCAAACACAACAUCCCCAAAGGGCCCUGUGCACUCUGCGGCAUGGGUAACCAGAGGCGGGAAACUGUUUACGGCUGUCUGGAGUGCACGAGUGGGGGCCAGAAAUAUGUCCGGCUGCAUGUGGUGCCCUGUUUCGACCUGUGGCACAAAACUCUGAGGUAAAAAAGAAAAGGUUGUUUUUUUUGGUGGUGGAAGACAAGUGUUUACAAUGCUGUUUUUGAGAUGUUUG